CAACUGUCAACAUUUCCAGCAGUGUUGGCUAUUCUGGAUGGCAGCACUGCCAAGAUCAGGUUCAAAAUACCUGGAUCCGAAGAAAAGCGACUGCAAAAUUGUUUUAUUUAGUAUUUAUUUAUAUACGGGGCGAGGCUAGAAAAGUGGGGUUCAACACUACACUAGAGAAGUGGUCAUACCUGCUUCAGUAGCAAUCUCCACACUUGGGACUGAAUCUCACCAACUACAAUGGCAAAGCCCAGCAUCCUGAAAACAACUCGGAAGCAAACAGAACCCCUGGAAGACCUCUCAGCAACCCAAAAAAGUCUCCGUCUCCAGAUAGAAGAACUGAGGGGGACUUUAGCCUGCUUGGACUCUGAGAACAAGAUGUUCCUCAAAGACAAGGAAUGCAUCAAAGAGCAGCAGAAAUCUCUCCGGAACACAAUGGAUUACCUUAAGUCCACCAUAGAACACUUGCAGAUAACUGUGGAGGACAUCAGAGAAAGGUUGGACCAGGCCAACACGGUGAUCCAAGAUUUAGCGCUGCAGAACAAGUCUUUGGUGAAAGCCAACGAAGACCUCAACCAGGAAAUGCACGCCGUCACCAGCCAGGUGGCCGUCUUCAGAGACGACAAGCCUGCCCAAGAGGAUAACCUCAAGGAGAUGCGGAACCUUCCAUCGGAGGUUCAAAAGUACCUCCAUAACCUGGAGGAUAAACUGGCUAAGAUGGAGCACAGCUACCACGUGGAGAGGAUCCAUUCCAGCCAACUGAAGGAGAAAGUCACAAAUCUUCAGACAGUCAGAGAAAACAGUAGGAAGCGCAUCAAAGACCUGCAGAACCAACAGGACCUCUGCGUGCAGCAGGCCUCCUUGGUGAGGCUGGACCAGGAAAACCAGUUGCCAACGGGCACCCUGAUGCACGAACAAGUGGAGGCCAGGCUGAUGGGGGACAAGUCAAAGGAAAGGAAGGCUCUGCAUUGGUUAUGGACAGCAGCCAAAAUUCUGAUGAUGUUCUUGUUUGGCUGCUCUCUAUUCCUUGGCCUUGUCUUGGCGUACACACACUUUUUAAAUCCGCUGUUCAUCUCUGACACACUUUUGGUGCUCCUGAGUGACCAGAGUAUUGACAGACUUGUCCACCAUUUCUCCCCUUAUCUCGACUGGAGAAAUGACGCCCUUUUACCGUUUUGACAAGCAAAAGGAAUCCUGGGUUGUAUAUUUGAAGAACCUUCAUAUAUGUAUAUAUGUGUGUGUGCAUGUGUAUGUAUCUAUUUAUAGUUGUAUAUAUGACUCUGCUUUUUUCUAUUGUUUCAUUUCCUUCUAUUAGCUUUUGCUUAGUUAAAGGAAGUCAAAAAUAAAAAAUAAUAAU
This is a messenger RNA of Pantherophis guttatus, 1345 nucleotides long. RefSeq lists its product as uncharacterized. The record is from RefSeq and is a predicted model, not a curated record. NCBI's taxonomy places the organism in Eukaryota, Metazoa, Chordata, Lepidosauria, Squamata, Colubridae.